GGCACCUAUUUUUUCUAACAUCCAACAUUUCUGGUCCAUGGGCCAAUGGAACCGCCUGCGGAAGGUUAAGGACGAAAUUGCCCGCUCGUGGCUCAAUUCCACUAAUAUGAGAGAUUAGUAGUGCUGUAUAAUUUCCUAAUUUGCUCAGUUGCUUUUCCCGAAACGGCAUAGGUGUAUGGAACCAAAUUCAAUGAGGGGCCUACCAGCCUCGUGGUGCGACAACCAGGCCCUCAUGGGAGGCACUCGUGACGCAAUAAACUGCUAACAGGAAAGAGGCCGCGUGUGCGCACCAAUUCCGCGAAAAUUCUUCGGCAGUCUUCUAAAGUGGUGGGCAAAAAUCUUUCACCUCCAACUUACUUCUUUUCUUAACAGUAAUUCAAAUAUGUCCAAGGUUUUCUUCGAUAUCUCCGCCAACGGUGCCAAAUUGGGUAGAGUCACCUUCAAGUUGUACAACGAUGUUGUGCCAAAGACCACCGAAAACUUCAGAGCCUUGUGCACUGGUGAAAAGGGUUUCGGAUACGCCAACUCUGCUUUCCACAGAGUCAUUCCUCAAUUCAUGUUGCAAGGAGGUGAUUUCACCAGAGGUAACGGUACCGGAGGUAAGUCCAUCUACGGAGAAAAGUUUGCCGAUGAAAACUUUGCCAAGAAGCACGAAAAGCCUGGUUUGUUAUCCAUGGCCAACGCUGGUCCUAACACCAACGGAUCUCAAUUCUUCAUCACCACUGUUGCCUGCCCAUGGUUGGACGGAAAGCACGUUGUUUUCGGAGAAGUUGUCGACGGAUACGACGUUGUAAAGCAGGUUGAAUCCUACGGUUCCAGCACUGGUGCCACCAGAGCCAAGAUUGUUAUCGAGGCUUCCGGUGAGCUCUAAGUAGUGGGCCUGGUACUGCCGUGGGUCUUAUAUAGAGCAAGUUUUGGUUUAUAUUGAGUAUACAAGCAGUGGUUUGAGUAUAGUUUUAUUGACUUUAACCAGUGGUAUAUGAGAAAUUUCACAACUUGGCAGUGAUAAUUCCCUUAAUCCCACUGUUCUCCAUUCCCUGGUCAUCCUUCUUCAAGUACGCCACCACGCCCUUGGAGAUCACCAUCGCAAACCGUUCACUCCGGUAACCCAUCCCAAACUUGGACUUGUCAGACCCCAAUUUGUGAGAUGCCGUGAACUGUCCAUUGGGAUCAGAUGCAAAGUACACAUUUCUUUCAACGUUGUAUUUGUUGACAAGAAGUUUCCCCCACGCGUUCAAAGUGAAUGCGUCGUUCACCGAGUACACCACGACGUUCUUAAUUCCUAGGGCAUCGAGUUUAUCAAAGUUGGUUAAAAUCUCAGGGAGGUGCUGUUCAGUGCAGAGAGGCGAAAACGCCGCCGGCACCGAAACUACGAGGAGAUUUCCGUCGGCAAUGAGCUUAUCAAACGAGAGCUUCAAUGGCCGUGAGCACGCGAGGGCGUCCUCGCCCUUUGACACGGGGAUAUAGAGGAAUUCGAUUCCUGAGGGAAAUUUAUCACCUUGUUGCAUAUGAGAAGUGGUUAGCCGGAAAAACCCGAAGUAUACUUUUUGAGGGUUAGGCUACUAUACCAAUGAAAGAUCCGGGUCAGUUACCUAAUAACUGGUCUGGGUUUAUCAAUAAAUGCACUGUCUCCACAAUUGAAAGCUUGUAGUCAGUAGCGAACUGUGAUAUUUUUCCCGCGCUGCGAAGUUAAAUAAAUCCCCAUAAUCAAAUCAACCCCA
This is a messenger RNA of Yamadazyma tenuis ATCC 10573, 1721 nucleotides long. Lineage: Eukaryota; Fungi; Ascomycota; Pichiomycetes; Serinales; Debaryomycetaceae. The record is from RefSeq and is a predicted model, not a curated record.